Molecule: messenger RNA, 1107 nt
Organism: Knipowitschia caucasica
Lineage: Eukaryota; Metazoa; Chordata; Actinopteri; Gobiiformes; Gobiidae
Source: the annotation of a GenBank genome assembly
AUGAAGACCUGCCUUCUUCUGUGUGUCGCUCUGGUUUUGAUGCAGCUGCAAUAUGGCUUUUCCCAGCAGCAGCCCAAACGAAAGAAGGAUCCGGGGGACGGCCGUGUCAGACAGGGGGGGAAAAGGGUCAAACCUCGUCCUCCUAAAACCAAAGACCCUGGAGUCAGAGGCCAGUCGCUCCUCACUCAGGUCCUGGACAAGGGCCACUUCCUCCGGCUGGGAAACACCACGGUGCUCCCCUCUGGCCGCUCCCUGGAACUCCGCUGCAAAGGUGCAAACAUCGGCUGGACUUAUCCCUCGUAUCUGGACACUUUCAACGACUCCCGACUCAGCACAAAUCAGAUCGAUAAAUACGGACAGCUGGUCCUGACAGCGCCCUCUGCUGCUGACACUGGGCUCUACAGCUGCUGGGUCAAUCUCUGUGACGGAAGAGAGUGCUCCGUAGACAUUGACAGGAACUACUCUACCUACAUCUUCUUCUCCGACAAAGACAACCUGUUUGUUCCCUCCCUGAUCCACUUCGAGCUGGUGUACCUGCGUCCGGACCGCUCUGCUGUGGUGCCCUGCAGAGUCACCGACCCACAGGCCCGGGUGUCGCUGCACAGGGAGGUGCCCCCAGAGGAGGUCUCCACUAACGGGACCGACGUGACCUUCGACCCCACGAGAGGCUUCGUCCUGCAGAGUCCUGGACCAGAGCUGCAGGGGGUCUUCUACUGCAGAGCCCAGAGCAGAGGGGCCCCACAGAUCUCCACCAAGUUCCAGCUGCUCUACGUCGAGGUUCCCAGCGGCGCUCCUUUCGUCAGUCUUCAAACAUCUCCAGAUUCUGUGGCGGACGGCGACUCGAUGAACGUGACCUGCACCGUCCUGGGAGAACCCGAGGUCCCUAUAGAUUUCAACUGGAUCCAUCCCAACCCGGAACCUUCUCGCCCCGUCCAGACGCACUCGCACUGGCGUCUGGUGAAGCGGGGCCUGGGCCACACCACACGUGUCUCUCAGAGCGUCCUCAGCAUCAAGGACCUGAGCUCCAGGGACUACGGCAGCUACAUCUGCAAAGCCAAGAACAAGUACGGAGAGACCGCUGUGGCCACCGACGUUCACGCUGGAUAG